This is a messenger RNA of Homarus americanus (American lobster), 579 nucleotides long. Its product is annotated as basic salivary proline-rich protein 2-like. NCBI's taxonomy places the organism in Eukaryota, Metazoa, Arthropoda, Malacostraca, Decapoda, Nephropidae. The transcript is spliced from 2 exons. The record is from RefSeq and is a predicted model, not a curated record. Bases 1 to 579 code for a protein of 192 amino acids.
AUGGGCCCUCCCAGAUACGUGGUUCACUUUAUGGACAAUCAUCGGGGCGGCGACGUCCCUAGGAGGCCCUCCCAAAGCCGGCGGCGCCCCCAGAGGUCCUCCAUAAAGGGUGUUGGCGCACCUAUGGGACCUACUAGGUGCGAUGGCGCCCCCAUGAGCGCUCCUAGGGGCGGUGGCGGCCCUAAGGGCCCUCCCAUAGGCAGAGGCGCCCUUGAGUGCCCGCCCAAGAGCAGCUGGGGCCCUGCCCUGGGCAGCUUGCCCCUACGGGACCUACCAAGGUGUGGCAGCGCCCUCACGAACCCUCCCAAUGGCGGUGGCGCGCUUAGUGGCCUUCCCAGGAACGGCAGAGCCCCCAAGGGCCCUACCAGAGGCGACCCUCCUGGGAGCUCUAUAGCUUGGAGACCUGCUAGGUGCUGGUGCGCCGCCAAUGGACCUCACAGGCGUGGGGGCGCCCUCAGGGGCCCUCCCAGGGCUGUCGGCACCCCCAAGGACCUUCCCAGGAGGGUGAGCCCAGGAAAUUCCUGUGUGGUGCCCACAAACGCCCUCCCAAGGGCAGUGGUGCCCACAGAGGCCCUCUGA